AUGAAUAAAGACAAAUCCUUUUCAAAGAACUCCAAGGAGGAUACCCAGAAAUCAGAGAAGAAAUGCAAGGCCUUCAAGGAUAUUUCCAAAUACUUCUCUAAGGAAGAGUGGGCAAAACUUGGAUACUCAGAUAAAAUCACCUAUGUGUACAUGAAGAGAAACUAUGACACCAUGACUGGUCUAGGUCUCAGGGCCACCCUCCCAGCCUUCAUGUGUCCUAAAAAGGGGGCCAUGAAAUCCAGUGGGCAUGAUUCUGAUGAAGGUCAGGACCCCAAGAAUCAGGAUACUGCAGAUAACUACAGGAGUCUCUGGAGUUUGGGACUAUUUGCCAACAAAGAAAAAUUCCUGUUUAUCACUUUCUUUCAGGUGAUGCUCAAGAAAGCAAUAAAGGAAGAAAGUGAUUCAGAACCAAUACCAAUAACAUCUGGCCCUGAGCAGGCUCAGAAAGAGCUGUGCCCCCCAGGAAAAGCAAGUACCUCUGGUCAACAGAGCGAGAACAUACCAGGACCCAGGAGAGGGAUGAAUAGUGUUUGGGCCUACAGACUGCGGGAAAGAAAGAACCUAAUAGUGUAUGAAGAGAUCAGUGAUCCCGAGGAAGAUGACUAA
This is a messenger RNA of Mirounga angustirostris (Northern elephant seal), 606 nucleotides long. RefSeq names its product putative protein SSX6. The record is from RefSeq and is a predicted model, not a curated record. Gene Ontology annotation, cellular component: nucleus. The coding region runs from base 1 to 606 and encodes 201 amino acids. The transcript is spliced from 6 exons. Gene Ontology annotation, biological process: regulation of DNA-templated transcription. NCBI's taxonomy places the organism in Eukaryota, Metazoa, Chordata, Mammalia, Carnivora, Phocidae.